AUGAGCGACGAAGAGUAUUAUCAAGAAGAUGAUGGCGGUGAUUAUGGAGGUGGCGGUGAGGAUUAUGGCGGUGGUGAAGAUUAUGGCGGUGGUGAAGAUUAUGACAAUACUGACGACAACUAUGAGCAGCAGGAGGAGUAUGAUGAUGGUCAGAACAAUCAAUACCGCGAAGGAUACGGACAGAAUUAUGAUCAAGACUAUAACGAGUCAUAUGAGAACGAUGACUAUGACCAGAACAACGAGAACAACUACGUCGAAGAGGAGGAUGAGCAUGAUCCGGAACCGGAAGAAAUCUCUGAUUAUGAAGAUGACGAGAACCAUGAUGAUGAGAGCAAUGACGUUGGAGAUGAGCAGAACGAGGAUGAGGAGGAAGACGAUGGGGAGGUUGAGGCGGUUUCUGCCUCGGGUACUCAUGCUGCUGAUGGCGAUGGACCGGGAGUUGGAGCUUUGGUGAAAGGAGCAAUGGAUGGAUUUGGCGGCGGCGGAUUUGACGGAAUUGUUGGUCAAAUUGGAAAUCUCAUUGGUCAAAGCGGUGGUGGCAUGGGUGGAGGCCUUUCGAACAUUUUUGCCUCUGGAGGAAUGGAAUCGAUGGUUGGAAAUCUCAUUUCGUCGGCGUCACAUCACUUCUUUGGAAUCAAUCCGGCUACUGGACAAAUCAUUGGAGCAAUUGCUGGCAAUCUCAUUUUUCAAAUGGGAGGUCAGAAUAACUCGUUGAGCAGCAUUGGUAAAGUGAUUCUCGACAAUAUCAUCAGCGGAAAAUUCAAAAGAGACAUUCAACCAUUCGUACCUGGAGGUGGACCGACAAGCUUCACUGAAACCUUCGAGCCGAUCGAUUUCCAAAAGGAACGUCAACGUUGCCUCGAGCAGCGUGUGCUUUUCGAAGAUCCACAGUUUCCAGCAAACGACCGAAGCCUUUACUUUAGCACACCUCCAGAUGAGCACGUCGUCUGGAAGAGACCCGGCGAAAUUUUCGACAAUCCUCAACUAAUUGUUGGCGAGAAGUCAAGAUUUGAUGUGAAACAAGGAGCCUUGGGCGACUGUUGGCUUUUGGCGGCCGUUGCCAAUUUGACACUUCGCGAUGAGCUUUUCUACCGUGUCGUUCCACCAGACCAAUCGUUUACUGAAAAUUAUGCUGGAAUUUUCCACUUCCAAUUUUGGAGAUAUGGACAAUGGGUUGAUGUUGUCAUUGAUGAUCGUCUGCCAACGGUUGAUGGCAAACUGUAUUACAUGAGAUCGCAUGAAAACAAUGAGUUUUGGAGUGCUCUUAUUGAAAAAGCCUACGCAAAAUUGUAUGGCGGUUAUGAGCAUCUUGAUGGAGGAACCACAGCAGAAGCUCUUGAAGACUUCACUGGCGGUCUUACCGAGUUUUUCGAUCUCAAGAAAACCGACAAAGCAACGGUUUUAGCAAUGCUUGUCCGUGGAAUGCAGAUGGGUUCACUCUUCGGAUGUUCAAUUGAUGCUGAUGAGAAUGUCAAGGAAGCUCAACUAACCAAUGGACUUGUUCGCGGCCAUGCAUACAGUAUUACUGCGAUUCAGACGGUGAACACGUAUUCUGGACAGAUUCCGCUUCUGAGAAUUCGAAACCCAUGGGGUAAUAGCAAAGAAUGGAAUGGGGCUUGGAGUGACAACAGCCAUGAAUGGAAUCAAGUCGAUCCUCAUCAAAUGCAGGAAAUGGGUGUCAAUUUUGGGAAAGAUGGAGAAUUUUGGAUGUCGUUUGAUGACUUUAUGGAGAAUUACACGCAAUUGGAAGUGUGCAACUUGUCGGCAGAAGUGAUGAACGAGAUUUCGGAAAUGACUGGUGUGCCAGUGACCGAGCAGCAGAAGCAUCAUUGGAUUGAAAAAAUGGAUCAUGGCGAAUGGAGCAGUCGUAAUGGAACUGCGGGUGGUUGCCAAAACAACGACACUUAUUGCAAUAAUCCGCAAUUCGGAACUUACUUCCACGUGCCAGAAGAUUCGGUGGAAAAUGAUGGAAAAUGCACAGUGAUUGUUGCGAUUAUGCAAAAAUAUCGUCGAGAGUUGCGUUCAAAGAAUAUGGACAAUCUAGCCAUCGGAUUUUCGGUGUACAAGACCGACGGUAACCAUUCAAUGUCGGCGGAUGAAAUUCAUUCGAAGAAGCCGGUAGCCAAGACUCGCGUGUUCAUCAACAUGCGCGAGGUCACCGUUCGCUUCCGUGUUCAUCCAGGAAGCUACGUUAUCAUUCCAUGCACGUUCGACCCAUAUGAUGAGGCUGCUUUCCUGCUUCGCGUCUACUCAAAUGCCCAAUUCGAGCAGACAAUUAUGCAAGAUCCACUUGUGAUUCAGCCAAACAAUGAUUCGUUUUGA
Caenorhabditis bovis is the source of this 2322-nucleotide messenger RNA. The record is from the annotation of a GenBank genome assembly. Lineage: Eukaryota; Metazoa; Nematoda; Chromadorea; Rhabditida; Rhabditidae.